Messenger RNA from Vanrija pseudolonga, 993 nucleotides. Its product is annotated as Pirin. NCBI's taxonomy places the organism in Eukaryota, Fungi, Basidiomycota, Tremellomycetes, Trichosporonales, Trichosporonaceae. The transcript has a single exon. The coding region runs from base 1 to 993 and encodes 330 amino acids. The record is from RefSeq and is a predicted model, not a curated record.
AUGCUCCACCGAGCCAUCUCAGCCCCCACACUCCGCAACCUCACCACCAAGCGAACCCUCACAACCACCAUGACCACCUCCAACGUCACCCGUUCCCCCGCCAAGAUCGUGUACGCCCGCGACACGCCCGAGGGCGUCGGCGCGACUGUCCGCCGCAGCAUUGGCACGCCGGCGCUGCGCAACCUCUCCCCCUUCCUCAUGCUGGACCACGCGACGAUCCACCCGGGCUCGGGCUUCCCAGACCACCCGCACCGCGGGCAGAGCACCGUGUCCUACGUCCUCGGCGGCAUGUGGCAGCACGAGGACUUUACCGGCAACGCGGGCAAGCUCGAGAAGGGCGACGUGCAGUGGAUGGUCGCAGGCCGCGGCAUCGUGCACUCUGAGAUGCCGCUCUUCCACGACGACCCCGCCAAGGCCGAGCCCACCGAGGCGCUCCAGCUCUGGGUCGACCUGCCCGCCGACAAGAAGUUUAUCGAGCCGUCGUACCAGGAGAAGAAGGCCGCCGACAUCGACACGGUGACGCCGUCCGACGGCGUCAGCGUGACCGUCAUCUCGGGCGAGUCGCACGGCGUCACGGGCUUUGUGCGCCCCGUCGGCGGCUGCUGGUUCUUCGACUACAAGCUCUCCAAGCCCGGCGCGUCGGCGUUCCAGCAGAUCCCCAAGGGCUGGACCGCGUUCGUGUACGUCAUCACCGGCAAGCUCCAGCUCGGCGAGGACGCGACCCCCGUGGACAAGCACCACACUGUCGUCCUGUCGGCCGAGGAUGACGAGGACGGCGUCCUCCUCACCCGCCCCGAGGGCACCACCGACGAGACCCGCUUCGUGCUUAUUGCUGGCGAGCCCCUCGACCAGCCUGUGGUUCAGUACGGCCCCUUCGUCGUCAACACCCAGAAGCAGGUCAUGGAGGCCCUCUCCGACUACGGCAAGGGCCAGAACGGCUUCGAGCGCGCUCCCGGAUGGAAGAGCAAGAUCGGCUCCAAGCUCCAGGGCUAA